Molecule: messenger RNA, 1713 nt
Organism: Meloidogyne enterolobii
Lineage: Eukaryota; Metazoa; Nematoda; Chromadorea; Rhabditida; Meloidogynidae
Source: the annotation of a GenBank genome assembly
AUGGAUUAUUUAUUAGAUCGUUAUAUUUUUGAUUAUUUACCUUUUCAAAUUUCUGAUGAAUUAAAGAAAUCAAUUUCUUCUUCUUUAAUGUCUGUUGUUAAGUAUGCCGAUUGGUUUUGCAAAACUCAAGAUGUUUGGAAUUUCUUUGAAAAUCAUUUUACUUUUCUUGCUGCUGAAAUUUUUUAUUUUUUGUUGUUUGCUUUUACUUUACUGCAUGCUAUUCGUCUUGGUGGACGUUAUAUUUACACUUGGUUAGGAAUUUCUAUGUUGAUUUUCCAUCAGGAAUAUUUUCAACUUGGGAAGCCGCAAUUUGAUUUUCAAUGGCAUUCUCAAGGGCUUUUAAGUUUUUGUGGUGGAAGAAUCCCUAUUUCGAGUGUUUUGGGUGUUCGGCAUGUAGCUAUUUAUUCUGCUGUUGUUCUUAGUGAAAGGGCUUUUAUUCCGGCUUUUAUUUUUCCUGCACGAGAAUAUGCUUCUAUACAAGAACAUUUGGCUUAUUUUGGUUUUUAUGGUAUACAAUGUUUUGCAGCUUCUAUUUUGGCUUUAAUUAUUAAACUUCCAUACGAUUUUCUUGGAACUUAUUUUCUUUGGUGGACUUGGGAUUAUGGUAACCCGUUAAUUCAAGAGAAGAUUUAUGGUGUUCCUUGGAUACUUUUUGCUGAUGAUGCUUCUUUAACCUCUGCAUUUGUUUUCGUAUUACAUUUUACACGACAUUUUGCUGCUGAGGAGACUUAUAAUUGGAAAAAGUUUGUUGAAGAAUUUUUGAUGGUUGCUAUUUCCGCCCGUGUUGCUUUAUUAUUCUUUACGUUUAUAUCUACUCAUAUUGUUAUUUUUGGAUUUUUUCUGUCUAUAAGAACAAUGGUGUUAAUUAUAAUUUCUUUCCAAAUUUUGGUGGUUAUUUUUGAUAUUUUAACCUAUGAAAAGCAUUCUUUCAAUCUUUAUUGGUUUGAUGAACUCUCUUUUGUUGUUUGCAUUCAUUUUAUUUUUCUUAUGCUGUUGGUGGUGUUUUACAAUCCAAUUUAUGUUGUUAGUAGAGGAUUUCAUCAACCUAUUGGACCAUGCCAAGAAAAAUCUCCUUUAGUCAGAGAAGAGUUAGGCUUGGAAAUGGGAAAAUUAGGCUUGGGCAAACUAUUCUCAUUUUCAACGAAACUUGACAAAUCAACCUAUUUUUGUUUGAACGGAACUGGAAGUGAAUAUUUCGAUUUUCAUUGUGUUCCAGGUGGAAAACCUGUUAUUGAUGAUGAUAUUGUGGAAUGGUAUACAAUUUGUGGGAAAGAAUCUAAUUAUGAUUAUCAAUGGGAAUAUAUUUAUUUGAUUUGGUAUUUUUUUAAUUUUUUGGGGGAAUCCUCUGUCCGGCUUGUAGAUAAAAGGGAGAUGAUAAGUUAUCCCUUGUCCUAUUUCCUUAUACAGCCUGAAAAAAGUUUAGUUAUGGAUAUAUAAAAAAUUUUCAGGUGUCUUGUUUCUAAAAUCUUUCUAAAAAAGAUUAAAAAGCCAAAAAAAAUUUUAGGGAACCCUUUGUCCAACCAGUAAAAGGAGUAUUGCGAAUAACCCAAAAAAAAAGAUGCCUAAAAAUUUUACCCGCAACUACCUAAUUUCUUUUUUAGGUUUAUCUGCAUUCACGGCUCGAUAAUUCUUUACCAGGCAGCAUCUAAAUCUUGGGGAAUCGAACAAUCUAAUGUUAAGAAGAAGAAUAAUUAAAUUUAAAAAUGGCAUAUA